AAAUUUUUUGUGUCAUUCCCAGAUGGAGAACUGUGUGGUGUUGAUUUCUGAUGAGAAGACUAAAGAGAUCUUCACCGAUGCCCUCAAAUUCAUUUAUUCACUCAAAUUGACGAAAGAUACAACUGAACCAAUUGUUCACGAAAAGCUACAGAUCUACCAUCCAAGAGAUUAUUGUGGAUGUGAGAGUCCCUUGGUGGUGUGUGUGGGGGUUGAGGAUUCCUGGAUUGUGGAGGGAAUCACCCGUGCCAUCCGCACACUCUUAAUCGUGGAUGCGGGAACUCACUCCAGAGUAGAGAGUAGGAUGAGAUUGUGGAAGGAAUUGGAGCAACAAGGCCUCCUCUGCCACUAUUCCCAGUCAUUCUCUUCUAUCCUUGAUUCAUUAUCUGAUGAUGACUGGAGGGCACUGAAUCGGAAAUGGCAGUUCCUUAAGAUCCCCAGGCGUCCUGUUAUGGAGGCCGACACGAGAAGAGAGACCUUUGUUCCAGAAGUAUCCAAUCCAGUAUCGCAACCCGGGGCCGGUCGUCAACCGGCCCUGGGGCCGGUCACCAACCGCUCUCGAGCGUACUACGAGAUUUCUCAAGGCCCGUCACCAAUGUUUUAA
Messenger RNA from Darwinula stevensoni, 601 nucleotides. The record is from the annotation of a GenBank genome assembly. Lineage: Eukaryota; Metazoa; Arthropoda; Ostracoda; Podocopida; Darwinulidae.